This is a messenger RNA of Lachancea fermentati, 1149 nucleotides long. The record is from the annotation of a GenBank genome assembly. Lineage: Eukaryota; Fungi; Ascomycota; Saccharomycetes; Saccharomycetales; Saccharomycetaceae.
AUGAGUGCGCUCCUAUGGGUAACCACAGUUGCUGGCUACGUCAUCCAAACCAAAUCUAUUUCCCACAUAUACUCCAACACAGUCGAUCAAAAGACAGAUGCUUUGUACUUUCUGUUUACACAUUAUGCUUCGUGGAUCUUGGUGUCACCAUUAACCAUACUAUAUUACUGUGUCAAGAACCGCUCGCAGCCAAAAAGCCAAGCAAUUGCAAUGCGCUCUCUGGGUACAAGGGACAAUAUCUCAGAAGACGUGGAAACUCAAAUAUUAGAAUCCAAACAAUCUAGGAUAGACAUCAUUCAUCUAAUAAAACUAUUUGUCCUUGCUGUUCUAAUGGCGAUAGGUGGAUACACCUACUUUAUGUCAUUGAAAAUGUCACCUGCCGUAGACAUUGCUAUCAUUGACAACACGUCUAAAUUUGAAAUUGUUUCACUACUUAUAGGUGUUUGCGGUAUCACAUCAAGACGCCAUGUCCUUAGAAACUUCCUGUUGAUGACACUUAUAUUAGUCGGCGUUGUCAUUGUAUCUUACACAAAGGCAACGUGUGAUCUGCUCUCCGGGAAGCUGUCUAUUAACCAAGAAACAGGUGAACUGACAGAUCCUUUUCUCUUUGAUAGGCUCAAAGGUGCCCUGAUAUGUGGGUUGGGUGCUUUAGUGAAUGGCCCUAUUAUCGUGCUGUGGAAUAAGUGGAUUGUGAGAGGGAUUGUUGAGGCUUCAGAUACCGAUGAGGACGAAGAUGGCAUCGAUCAAAUUACUAAUAAGAACUCAUCGGUCGAAAAGUCAUUGGCAAUCAAUUACCAAAUUAGUUUGAUAGGCAUAAUAAACCUUUUAUUUUUAGGGCCCAUUUUGUUGUUCAACUGUCGUCACAAUCCACCUACACAAACUGUGGGCUUCAAGUCGGCAUGGACCAUUGUUUCCGUCCUUCUUGGUCAUCUUCCUAUGCUUUUGUCUUACGUGCAUUUGUCUGAGAAGUCAUCCCCGGAAUUCGCAACAACCACUUUCAUCGGAUCGAUCAUAGCUACUGCAAUUGCGGAAUGGAUCGGAGAGAGCACUAUGACAAUUGUAACUAGAUGGGAAGUUGUCGGGUACUUAAUUGUGAGUAUCGGAGCUAUACUGCUUGCUUCCAACUACAAGUCCACCAAACAUUUCUAA